Molecule: messenger RNA, 789 nt
Organism: Procambarus clarkii (red swamp crayfish)
Lineage: Eukaryota; Metazoa; Arthropoda; Malacostraca; Decapoda; Cambaridae
Source: RefSeq, a predicted model, not a curated record
AUGUACCCUUAUACCUUGUUUGCUACCUCCCGCGUCCGGCCUCACACCCAAGCUCCACCCAUUCCCAAGCUCCACCCAUUCCCAAGCUCCACCCAUUCACAAGCUCCACACAUUCCCAAGCUCCACCCAUUCCCAAGAUCCACCCAUUCCCAAGCUCCACCCAUUCCCAAGCUUUACCCAUCCCCAAGCUCCACCCAUCCCCAAGCUCCACCCGUCCCCACCCAUCCCAAGCUCCACCCGUCUCCACCCAUCCCCAAGCUCCACCCAUUCUCAAGCUCCACCCAUUCCCAAACUCCACCCAUCCCGAGCUCCACCCAUCCCGAGCUCCACCCAUUCCCGAGCUCCACCCAUUCCCAAGCUCCACCCGUCCCCACCUAUUCCCAAGCUCCACCCAUUCCCAAGCUCCACCCAUCCCCAAGCUCCACCCAUCCUCAAGCUCCACCCAUCCUCAAGCUCCACCCAUUCCCAAACUCCACCCAUCCCGAGCUCCACCCAUCCCGAGCUCCACCCAUUCCCGAGCUCCACCCAUUCCCAAGCUCCACCCGUCCCCACCCAUUCCCAAGCUCCACCCAUUCCCAAGCUCCACCCAUUCCCAAGCUCCACCCAUUCCCAAGCUCCACCCAUUCCCAAGCUCCACCCAUCCCCAAGCUCCACCCAUCCCCAAGCUCCACCCAUCCCCAAGCUCCACCCAUCCCAAACUCCACCCAUCCAUCUUUACCCAACAAAUCACACACACAUUCAUACUUCCACACGCAAGAAAUCAUAGAAAUAGAAAGAGGAAAAAACUGA